Messenger RNA from Oncorhynchus mykiss (rainbow trout), 1378 nucleotides. It is a transcript of the gene nrg4, whose product is annotated as neuregulin 4. NCBI's taxonomy places the organism in Eukaryota, Metazoa, Chordata, Actinopteri, Salmoniformes, Salmonidae. The record is from RefSeq and is a predicted model, not a curated record. Gene Ontology annotation, biological process: epidermal growth factor receptor signaling pathway; positive regulation of mitotic nuclear division; positive regulation of cell population proliferation. Gene Ontology annotation, molecular function: epidermal growth factor receptor binding; growth factor activity.
GUCUGUCUCUGUGAUUCACCUAAGAAACCUGCACUAACCUUACCACAAACUGGGAUUUCCUGAGGUGGUAAGGACAGAUUCAUAACAAUACUAUUUGUGGGGAUCUUAGAGAACCCUGUCACAUUCUUCAGGAUAGAAACAAGGAAAAUAAACAUUCAAAUGAUGGCAGACCAUGGUGACCCAUGCAACGAGUUAGAGGUUUCGUACUGCAUGAAUGGAGGAAAAUGCUUUAAAAUUUCAUUUAUGGAUACGCUUACUUGUCUCUGCAGUGAGAACUACAAAGGCAGUCGUUGUGAGCAGUACCAGCUGUUCACCACUGCACAUGAUGCAGGGGAGACAGGACUGGUUGCUGCUGUGGUCAUCAUUGUCCUUUUUAUUCUAGUCGUGUUGGUAGUAGUAAUCUACUACACCUGCAAGCUAUGGAAGGACAAACCAAAUAACCAGCAGAAAAGCAGUGAACAACAGUAUUGGAGAGUAGAGCCCAGAGUAUGAGGCCUGUUGUAUAUUGUUUUGGGGACAUCGGAUUGGAUAACAAAAUGUUUCAUGGACGUUGGUACGAUAUGGUGUGGGUCUGGAUGCUGCUGGAGAUGUGGCUAUGAAGGACCAGGAGGACAGAGGAGACUUAUACCCACAAACAUUCUGCAGCAAGCGUCAAACGUCAAGCUGCAGCCAGUUUGAGUGGCCAUCAGAAGCUGAAGCUACUGUAGACACAAAGACAGUCAGCCACAACACUUUUUCUCCAUACUGUGUGACUGGGUGUAGGACUGACUACAACCUAUUACAAUGGCUGCCUUUAGGCAGCCCAAUUCUAAUCGUUUUUCACUAACUGGUCUUUUGACCAAUAAGAGAUCUGAAAAAGAUCUGUGAAAAAAUCUCAUUGUGAUUGGACAAAAGACCAACUAGUGGAAAAAAAAAUCAGAAUUUGGUUGCAUGUGUAAACGCAGCCAAUGUGUUUCAUUCCAAUGUCUAUUUUCCACUGACACACAAUACAUGCUUUUGAAGCUGGUGGAUGGAAUGGCAUGGAGUGAAACCUGAUGCCUUCACUCAAAGGAAUACUAUGACUGUAAAAUGUUUGCUUAGUCUAUGCUUUGAUUGACAGAAGUCAGUGAGUGUGUCGAAGUUCAAUUGUGAAUGUGCACUUUCUCUAAGCCUGUGAUACCAUAGAUUAGAGUAUAUUGGGGCAAUACGUUGAAUACUUCAUGUAGAAUUCACAUGCUUUUCCCAAUGUAUCAAUAAUGCAUCUAUUUGUUCAACUUUCAUACAAGUCAAACAUGAAGUGAGCAUUAGUUACAGUAAGCAUCUUUCUUGUAUUAUUGAAUGUUCAUGUGUAAUAUCACAAAUCACAAUAAUAAAUCGUACAUUUCUUGUGAUUGCGUAU